Molecule: messenger RNA, 2741 nt
Organism: Phacochoerus africanus (Common warthog)
Lineage: Eukaryota; Metazoa; Chordata; Mammalia; Artiodactyla; Suidae
Gene: TMEM44
Product: transmembrane protein 44
Exons: 11
Coding region: 274-1593 (439 amino acids)
Source: RefSeq, a predicted model, not a curated record
CCCCCGACAAUAGCGCCAGGGGUAGGGAGCUGCGCGGGCCCGGAAACUUUUCCCUCUCGUCUCCGCCGCCGCCGGCGCUCGGGACGGGAACUGGACACGCCCAUCGCUAGCCCGCGGUCGGUGCGCUUGGCCUGGGGCCGCCACGGCGGAGCCGAACCAAAGAAGGGGGCGUGGGGUGGCAGCGCCGGGAACUGCGGGCAGCCGGGGAGGCUGCGCGCGGGUUCCUGGCCACGCGAAGGCGCGGGCACUGGGCGGGGUGGAGCCGAGCCAGCCAUGGGGGAGGCGCCCAGCCCCGCGCCCGCGCUCUGGGACUGGGACUACCUGGACCGCUGCUUCGCCCGCCACCGUGUCUGCAUCUCCUUCGGCCUGUGGAUCUGCUCCUCCUCCUGCUGGAUCGCCGCCCACGCGCUGCUUCUCUAUCUGAGAUGUGGGAGGAAACCCGGCCAGGACCAGUCGGCUCUGUGUGCUGCGUGCUGCCUCCUGACCAGCCUGUGUGACACCAUAGGUGCGAUUCUGGCCAAACAGCUCACAAUCCAGGUCUUCACAGGAGCCUACCUGGCAGCUAUUGACCUGGUGAAUUUUGUGUCCAUUCUCUUCCCAGUCUGCGGCUCUGGAUUCAAGUCUAAUUCAGGUGGGGGCUCCCGGGAGAGGAAGAGGAGGCAGCGGCUCAGGGCCAGUGUGUUUGCCUUGGUCCUGCCGCUGAGCCUGGGCCCAGGCUGGGCUGUGUGGGCCGUGGUCCCGAAGGCUUCAGGCCCCAUCCCCGGGCCGCAGCGGAGGCUGCUGGGAAGCCUGAUACAGGACAACACUGAAAUCCUCGGCUACCUGCUGGGCAUCAUUGCAGCCUUCGGCUCCUGGGCUUCCCGGAUGCCUGCACUCUCCAGAAUCUGCCGGGGUAAGACAUUUCCCUCCAUCCACCUGUGGACCCGGCUCCUGUCGGCGCUGGCUGGCCUCCUCUACGCCUCGGCCAUCGUGGCCCAUGACCGGCAGCCUGAGUACCUGCUGCGGGCCACGCCCUGGUUCCUGACCUCCCUGGGCCGUGCGGCGCUGGACCUCGCUAUCAUUUUCCUUUCCUGGGUGAUGAAGAGCAAGAUGAGGCAGGCCUUGGGAUUUGCCUCUGAAACCAGAGAGAGCCCUGACACCCAAGCCCUUUUGACCUGUGCAGAGAAGGAGGAAGAAAACCAGGAGAAUUCAGAUUGGGUACCUCUCACCACCCUACCGCACUGCAAACCACUCAAGAAGAUGGCAGCCAUCAGUCGCUACAUGGAGCUGACCAUUGAGCCAGUGCAGCAGGCAAGCUGCAGCGCCACCAGGCUGCCGGGUGAUGGACAGACGAGCGCGGGAGCCGCGACCCUGCAGGAGCCCCCCUCGUUCCCUCCGGUUCAGGUCAUCCGGGCCCGCGUGUCCUCCAGCAGCUCCUCCCAGGUCUCCUCCAUCAACUCCGACCUCGAGCAGAAGUAUUGGGAAGCCCUAAACUCGGAGCAGUGGGACCCUGAAGAUGUGAACCCUGGAGGGAACAAAGACAACACGGAGAUACCCAGAUCCCAGGUGCACAGCUGGUCUGUGAAGCCCGUGGACUUGACCUCUGAUGAGUAACCCUUUCUGGAGCCAGCUCAGCAUCUCAGAGCCCACGGUCAAGCAUUCGUCAGGAACUGAGCAAGGAUCAACCUGCAGUGACAGCCAUGGCAGGAAUAUAAGCUUCUGCCAAGGCUGCCCAUGCAAGUGAGGAACCACGAGCUGUCACGGAGCUUGGCUGAUCUGUACCAUGGCUCAGAAUAAAGCUAAGACCUGGGGCCCUAUGGACAGACCUGGACAUGCCCAGAGUUUGUUUUGAAGAUUAGAAGUUCACAAACCACUCUGCCUUUGAAAUAUAAUCUAAAGGACUUUGGACCCUCUUUUCCUGUUCCCUUUGACUCAACCGUAUUCUGAAUAUCUGCUUGGAAUGAGCCAUCUGAAAAAAACAGAGAGUAUGUUUGGAUCUCAGCAAAGCACUAUUCCGCAAGACCUGGCAAAGCCCAGAGAAGGGUGGGCCCACCUUCUGGAGGUCUAGUACACCAAUCACAGGUACUGAUGGGACCUGGCUCCUGCCCUCCAGUCACCCACUUGAGGUUUCUGCUGGAAGUUCAGAGAGAACACUUUGAUCGAUCAAGUGUUUGCAAGAUCACUGGUGUUGUAAUGGCAAGCAAAGCAGAUUGCUAUAGGUAUCAGACCUUGCUCCAGCCUGGCAAGGGGUGUGCUGGGUCAGGAUUUGCCGGUGAAGUGGACUGUCUGCUUUGGGAGGUAACUGAAAGCAGGCAAAGGGUAAGAGGCAUGCGGGGAGAUGUUCAAUUCAAGCACUGAAAUCCCCUUUCAGGAUUAUUUUGGAGCGAGGUGGGAGGAACACUGGAAUGCAUAAAUCCUGAUUGAUCAAACUGAGGCAUCUCAACCGUGGAGCACAGAGAUAUGUCUGUGCCACAGAAGUCGAUGACAAGGGGAUCUGGGAAGAAGGCCAAGAACGUGCAGCUGUGCUCCAGGCUGGCCUCUGGCAGCCUGUAUGACUCAGCUGCAGCUGCCCAGCUGCUCCUAAGGGGUAGUGUAAGUGCCAGCAUGAAAGAGAGGGUGCCUCAGGGAAGUAGGUUGGUUCCACAGGUCUCUGAAGAUUCCAAUCCCCUGUGGGACCUCUGACCUAGAAGUGAACCUAAAGCCAUCCUAUUCAUCCAACUGCUUUGGACCCUGGUUAUUUUGUAAAGGAAUUUGCUAAAUUC